Messenger RNA from Oikopleura dioica, 552 nucleotides. NCBI's taxonomy places the organism in Eukaryota, Metazoa, Chordata, Appendicularia, Copelata, Oikopleuridae. The record is from the annotation of a GenBank genome assembly.
AUGCACGACAGCAUAAAAUUCAAGACAAAGUCUGGCAGCGGAAUUGUCCUUGUGUCGAUCUUCAUGAUGCUUGCGACUAUGUGGCUUAUGGCGACGACGAUUCAUGGAAAUGAAGCAAUUUGCUUUGCUGUAGUCGGUGGAUUGAUUCAAUCUGUCUGUGGAUUUGCUGUUGGACUAGGGAAGAACUGCAAGGAAAAACGAUCACAAGAAUGCUUUACAAAGUUCGACUUUUGCCUCAUGAUGGCGUUGACAGCUGCGACGAUUCUAUUCAUUUUAUUUUGGAUCCAUCAAUUCUUUCAACUCGGCGUUCCCGAUGAUGCUUAUUCCUAUAUGCAAUUGCAAUUUAUCAUCGGCCUGCUUUAUUUGCCGAUCCUCGGUAGUUACUAUCUCCGAACUUGCUUUGACGAUGGCGUAAGUAACCGACCAAGUGCCGAAGAAAUACUCGCAGAAUAUGGCAACACGGGAGGCCGAAAAUUCUCCAUGCAAUCGAAUCACUCGAGAAGCUCUGGAACCAACAGCCGAACAAAACUGAAGCGAUCUUCCUCAAGAUGA